AUGGGUUCCCCGGGCAAGAUAGAGACAAGGCUGUUCAUCAAUGGCAAGUUCGUCGAGUCUUCAGACGGAAAGACGUUCCCUAUCAGGUCACCAGCGACGAGGGAAGUUGUCGCCGAAGUGUACGAAGCCAGCGAAAAGGACACCGAUGCCGCUGUAGCUGCCGCUAAAGCAGCCUUUCCAGCAUGGUCUGCUCUCUCUCCUGCCGACAGAGGUGUGUAUAUGAAAAAACUGGCAGCCCUGUUGGUCGAAAGUGGCGAGGAAUUUUCUCGACUGGAGGCUCUUUCGAUGGGUCGGCCGGUGUCAACGUAUUACGACAAUCAGGCCGCUGCAAGCACCUUUGAGCAUUAUGCGGAGGCUGGGUAUGAUGCCCAAGGAGUCAGCAGCUUGAAUACCCCGGGUUUUGUCAACAUGACAUUCAAGCAGCCGUAUGGGGUCGUCGCGGCUAUCAUCCCCUGGAACGUUCCGCUUUUAUUCUUCGCAAGCAAGGUCGCCCCAGCUCUUGCAGCCGGAAACACUGUUGUCUUGAAGAGCAGCGAGAAAGCGCCCCUAACGUCCGCGAAAGCUGCCACUCUGAUCGAGAAAGCAGGGUUCCCUCCAGGAGUCAUCAACGUUAUAUCCGGACAUGGGCAGACGUCAGGAGCCAUACUAUCUUCGCACAUGGACGUCCGAGCCCUCAGUUUCACAGGGUCGUGCCGAACUGGUCGGCUCAUCCAGGCCGCAGCAGCAAAGUCCAAUCUGAAGCAUGUCGUCCUCGAGUUGGGCGGCAAGUCACCUGCCAUUAUAUUUGACGAUUGUGAUCUCGAAGAUGCCGUCCAGGAGACCAAAUUUAGCAUUCAAUUCAACAGUGGCCAAGUGUGCAUGGCCAACAGCAGAAUUUAUGUCCAAGACACCCUCGCCGAUAAAUUCAUCGAGGCGUUCAAGGAGCAGUUUGCCAAAGUAUCGGCCGGCGACCCGUUGGACGCCAACACCAACCAUGGUCCACAGGCUGAUUCUGUGCAAUACGACACGGUGCACAAAUAUAUCGCAGCUGGAAAGUCGGCUGGGAAACUGGCUCUUGGUGGCACGCCAGAUGUGCCGGGUCUUGCAGAGUCGAACCAGCAAGGUUAUUUUGUGCCCCCGACAAUCUUCCUGCACACUCCGGAAGAUGCCACAGUAAUGAAAGAGGAGAUCUUCGGACCUGUUGUGAAUAUCAAUACCUUCAAGACGGAGGAGGAAGUGAUUGCCAAAGCCAAUGAUAGCGAAUUCGGUCUGUACGCCGCGGUAUACACCAAGGACAUCAACCGAGCCAUGAGAUUUGCAAAGGCAUUAGAAGCAGGCACUGUUGCCGUCAACUGCACCAGUCCCACGACAGCAAAAGACAUGCCAUUCGGUGGCUACAAGAGUAGUGGCUCGGGUCGGGAAGGUUUCGGACACAGUCUGAACAAUUUCCUCGAGACUAAAACAGUCUUGAUCAAGAUCAAGUGA
Messenger RNA from Fonsecaea nubica, 1464 nucleotides. RefSeq lists its product as hypothetical. The transcript has 4 exons. NCBI's taxonomy places the organism in Eukaryota, Fungi, Ascomycota, Eurotiomycetes, Chaetothyriales, Herpotrichiellaceae. Gene Ontology annotation, molecular function: aldehyde dehydrogenase (NAD+) activity. The record is from RefSeq and is a predicted model, not a curated record. The coding region runs from base 1 to 1464 and encodes 487 amino acids.